AUGGCAAAUGAUCCAAAUGAUCCACAAAAAGCAAAUGAUCCAAAUGAUCUACAAAAAGCAAAUGAUCCACAAAAAGCAAACGAUCGAAAUGAUCCACAAAAAGCAAAUGAUCCACAAAAAGCAAACGAUCCAAAUUAUCCACAAAAAGCAAAUGAUCCAAAUGAUCUACAAAAAGCAAAUGAUCCACAAAAAGCAAACGAUCCAAAUGAUCCACAAAAGGCAAAUGAUCCACAAAAAGCAAACGAUCCAAAUCAUCCACAAAAAGCAAAUGAUCCAAAUCAUCCACAAAACGCAAAUGAUCCAAAUGAUCUACAAAAAGGAAACGAUCCAAAUGAUAUACAAAAAAGUAACGAUCCAAAUGCACCAGCCAAAAAGCCUGAAGAUCCAAAAGAAAUACAGUAG
Paramuricea clavata is the source of this 402-nucleotide messenger RNA. NCBI's taxonomy places the organism in Eukaryota, Metazoa, Cnidaria, Anthozoa, Malacalcyonacea, Plexauridae. The record is from the annotation of a GenBank genome assembly.